AUGCUGGACAAUUCUUCUAAAGAGUUUGUGUUUGUUCUCAGUGGACUGAAUGACACUAGAACAAACAAACACAUAUACUUUUCUGUUGGUCUUAUUGUUUACAUUGUGACUCUGUUUGUAAAUCUGACGUUACUUUUCACAAUUAUUCUGGAUAGAUCCCUUCAUGAGCCCAUGUAUAUUUUUAUAUGCAAUCUGUACGUGAAUGGGAUAUGUGGGGCUUCUGCUUUCUAUCCAAAGAUACUUGUUGAUCUUUUUUCAAACUCUCACGUCAUUUCAUUUACGGGGUGCAUGUUGCAAAUAAGUGUCAUUCACUGCUAUAUUCUUUGUGAAUACACCUGUCUGACAGCCAUGGCCUAUGACAGAUAUGUCGCCAUUUGUAAGCCUUUGCAAUAUCACAACAUUAUGACACAGAGGAAGGUAGUGAAGUUACUGGUCAUUAUCUGGCUUUUUACUAUCCUCGAAGUUUCUGCUGGGACUGCACUGACAGCACAAACGCCAUUAUGUGGAAAUACCAUUGACAAAAUGUACUGCUUUUACUGGGAUGUUGUUAAGCUGUCCUGCACAGAUAUCACUGUGCACAGUCUUUAUGGCUACAUAAUAAUAUGUUUACAUUUUUCUCAAGCUGUUUUCAUCACUGUUUCAUACAUCCAUAUCAUCAGAGCUUGUGUGAAGUCGAAGAAAGAGCGGGUUAAAUUCAUGCAGACCUGUCUUCCCCAUUUAAUCACCCUGAUGAACUUCACUGUUUCUGUGUUAUUAGAUGUUAUGUAUGCUCGCUAUGGCAGUGGUCAAGAUCGACAAGCUCUGCGCAACAUCUUUGGAAUGGAGUUUAUGGUUGUGCCUCCUCUCCUAAACCCCAUAAUAUAUGGGUUAAAAAUGACCCAGAUUCGCCGCAGGUUUCUGCAUAUUUACAGGCACAGACUUAAAGCAGUGCAACAGAGCUGAUACUACUGAAGUACUUCUGAAUUACUUCUGUCGUAUUGCAGGAUAUUUCAUGAUAUCAUAAGAUAUCUAUUUGUAAGAACAAGCAUUGGCGAUUUAAAAACCUAUGUAUUAUAAAGCUAUACAGAUAUAUAAGAAGACAAUUAUAUAGUAUAUAAGUCUGUUGAUACUGGUGUUGUGUAACUAUUUAAACAGCCUUUUUUUUACUCUAAAUACAAAUAAUUAAUACUUUUUUGUAAAUGUCCCCACUGUGGAAAUAAUAAUAAUUUUAAUAUUUCAAUUCAUUCAAUUAAGUAAAAACACUAUUUUUUCUUUAUAUGUUAAAUGAAUUAAGGCUACAAAUAUUCUAUCUUGAACUAUUAACAAAUAUGUAAUUUUUGUGUAAAUUAAUGUAAUUAUAUUAAUAUAAUAAAUGUAUUCUCUUCCUUGACCAAGAACACAAUUUUGUUUAUUGUUCCUUUUAUCUUUAUUCCCUUUUUAAAAUCAGGUGACAAACUGCCUCUCUUUUCAUUAUGCAUGAAUGAGAUGUGUGUGCUUUUGUAUGAUAAUCUUACUUUAU
Messenger RNA from Astyanax mexicanus (Mexican tetra), 1498 nucleotides. Its product is annotated as olfactory receptor 51E1-like. Bases 1 to 942 code for a protein of 313 amino acids. Gene Ontology annotation, biological process: G protein-coupled receptor signaling pathway. The transcript has a single exon. Gene Ontology annotation, molecular function: olfactory receptor activity; G protein-coupled receptor activity. The record is from RefSeq and is a predicted model, not a curated record. Lineage: Eukaryota; Metazoa; Chordata; Actinopteri; Characiformes; Acestrorhamphidae. Gene Ontology annotation, cellular component: membrane.